Rhinocladiella mackenziei CBS 650.93 is the source of this 384-nucleotide messenger RNA. RefSeq lists its product as uncharacterized. The transcript has a single exon. The record is from RefSeq and is a predicted model, not a curated record. Bases 1 to 384 code for a protein of 127 amino acids. NCBI's taxonomy places the organism in Eukaryota, Fungi, Ascomycota, Eurotiomycetes, Chaetothyriales, Herpotrichiellaceae.
AUGAGCACUCCCAAACGCACAAUCAAUGGAGAUGGGAUUGAGCUGCAUCUCGCAACAAACCAUAUCGGGCAUUUCUUGCUCACGAAUCUCAUCAUGCCCAAACUAUUCCAGGCACCGAAGAUUAGCCCCAAAGGAGCAACAAGUGUGGUCAACGUCAGCUCUGGCACAGCUGAAGUGGCCGGUAUUAGAUGGAGCGAUAUCGGCUUUGAAAAGAAGUCCAAGGAGAGGAACGCCCAAACCACGAGGUCCUCGAAGUCUGGGGAAUCCACGAUGGGCCCAAUACGGCGUACAUACCAUUUAUGGCAUACGCACAAAGCAAGGCGGCGAAUGUACUAUUCGGCAUUGGGCUCUCCAAAAGACUAUACAACAGCCACGGCAUAUUGA